Lecanosticta acicola is the source of this 576-nucleotide messenger RNA. Lineage: Eukaryota; Fungi; Ascomycota; Dothideomycetes; Mycosphaerellales; Mycosphaerellaceae. The record is from the annotation of a GenBank genome assembly.
AUGAGAGCUUCUCAGAUCUUCCGGGCUGGCGGCGGCGAGAAGAAGCCGGGAUCGUGAGUGCCCUCCCUGAAAGAGUGCAGCGACACGCGCAACAGAAUGCUGUGGUGGACCGGACAUUGACGGCUGACCUGAUUGCAGAUAUCUUGGUGGAUGGGGCGCUCUAGGUACGAAUUCUCCAUUCUCCCCGGACAGCGAUAAUACCCGAUGCACACGCAUUCGCAGACCAAACAACUUACGCCCAUGCUCGUCAUGACUGACACGUUCUCUGCAGGCUCUAUGCCUCAAAAGGGCAUUAUACACUACGGUAUCUCCCAGAACAGACAGAACCCGCUCGCCGGUACCGCAUCGGCGGCCGUCUUCAACACCUUCCGUCGCACACGCAACCAGAUCCUUUACUGGGGCAUCCCACUGUUGGUCGCAUAUCAGGCCAUGGAGUGGGCAAUUGAGAGGUGAGCAAAGACAAAACGCACAAGCAGUGGGAAACUUGGAAAGUUGGGCAAUGAUUACUGAUAGUAAAGCAGGAACGAAUAUCUCAACUCGAAGGCAGGACGGGCUGAGGCCGGCGACGAGGCAUAA